AUGGAUUUGAGUUUAAUAAAUGAGUCUAACAUUGAUGAAAUAUACAACUCCAUUAUUUUGAAACCUGGGAGUGACAUUCUGCCUAGCGAUCAUCAUGAAGAUGAAUUUUGUACUCCAACACAUCACAACCAGUUUGAUGUUGUUGAGAACAACGAACUGACGGAAGCAACACCUAAUGGGACCAUCAAGUCUUAUACUCCUAUUGUACCUGUAGAUCUAAAACCAGUGUUGAACUCUGUUUGGGACAAUCCAGAAUCUGUCGUACAAAUGUAUGAAAAGUAUGCUGAACAAGCUGGUUUUGUUGUUCGUAAAUCAUCCGUUAAACAUAGGAAGGAUGGUUUCGUAUCAAAUCGGUACUACUUGUGCAAUAAAGAAGGCAAGCCUAAGAAAUACAAUUCUAUCGACACGAUCAUGAAUGAUUGUCCCGAAAGUAGUAGAAGUCGCCGGAAUUCUAGUUACUCAAUUACAGGUUGCGAAGCUCGUAUUAAGAUUAAAAAUAAGAAAGGCACAAAUUUUUGGUUGUUAUACGAAUUUGUGGAGAAGCACAACCAUCCAAUGAUCGACAAGAAUAACAAACAUUUGUCCAAACCAUGUAGGAAAUUGCUAUUUGAGGACCAGGUUUUUAUACAGAAUGUGUCGACAAAUAAUAUAGGUGCCACAAAGGCAUACAGGUUACGUGCAGCCAUAAAUGGUGGGUAUGAGAACGUACGGGGGACUGUAGUUGAUUAUAAGAACACCAAGUCAGCCAUCAAUCUUUUCGUCGGGAAUAGGGAUGCACAAAUGCUUGUCGACAAAUUUAGAAACAUGAGUGUUUGUUUGCCAAAGUUUUUGUUUGAUUACAAAUGUGAUAAAAGAGAGUUAGUGUGUGUUUUUUGGGCGGACGAAACAUCACAAUGCAAUUACAAAGAGUUUGGAGAUGUAAUUGCUUUUGAUGCAACGUACAAGAUGGUCUUUGUGCCGUUCACAGGUGUUGACAAUCACAACAAGUGUGUCACAUUCGGAGCUGGUCUUUUGAAAAACGAAGACAUAGCAUCGUAUUCCUGGCUUCUCAAGGCAUUUUUGAAGGCCCACACUCAUCAACCCAACCUUGUGCUAACUGAUCAGGACCCGUCCUUGAAAGCAGCAGUUGCUCAAGAGAUGCCUGAAUCUAAUCACCGCCUUUGUAUGUGGCAUAUAAUGAACAAGUUGCCUUGCAAGAUUGACGGGGACCAACUUAAAAACACUGAUUUACGUGAGCGGUUGCAUAAGCUUGUGUGGAAUGUUUUCCUUGAACCUGAAGAGUUUGAAAGUAGUUGGAAUGUGUUGAUAGAGGAAUUUGAAUUGGAAGACCAAAAAUGGUUAAAAGACAUGUAUGGAAUCCGAGACAUGUGGAUACCCGCUUUUUUCAAGCAUUUGCCAUUGUCGUGCCUUAUGAAAACAACAUCCAGAUCAGAGUCCUCAAAUGCCUUUUUCCGGUUGUUUACUCAUAAAAGCCACACGUUGGUCCAGUUUAUGUUGUGUUUUGAGACUGCUAUGGAGAAACAAAGACAUGCCCAACGUGUACUCAAUGAUCACACAGCUACAACUCGGCCUACGUUGGUAACUCCCUUACCUAUUGAGACGCAUGCAGCGGAAGUGUACACAAGGACCAUAUUUUUCAAGGUUCAGAAGGAAAUAAUAAGAGGUUUUUGGCCGUGCUCGUUUGAUAGUGUUUCUUCAGAUAAUGAUUCACAAACCUUUAUGGUGAAGCAUUCAAACAAAACAGGACAAUCUCAUCUUCAAUUUAUGGUUACCAUUAACUUUAAAGAAGAAACAAUUGAUUGCAAGUGCAACCUGUUUGGUCGAACAGGUUAUUUGUGUAGACACAUAUUUUGUGUUUUAAAAGCUAAGAACAUCAACAAAAUACCUGAACAAUACAUAACAAGACGUUGGAGAAGGGACAUAUUGCCCCACCACUUGUUAGAUAGUCGGCAUAGGUAUGGUUAUAAGAACACCGAAGAUGAGAAGAAAAGUAGUGAAGCACUUGCAAAGUUGGAACUAUGCCUCAGCAGAUUAAGGAAUGAUCCACAAGAAUUGUCUGAAUUUGUGCAAGUACUCAACAAGAUGACAGAAGAUAAGUUGUCGAAGCUUCCAAUACCAGAUCCAAGAAAGGAAAAAGAAGAGACGUACAAGAGAUUGCUUGGUGUAAUAGUUCCUGAAGAAGUAGAUGUUGAUCCACCAAGUGGUAUUAACAACAAAGGUUCAGGAACACAUAUUGGGAAGAGGUUGAAGCAUCCUCGUGAGGCGCCUGUUAACAAAAAAAGACGUGUUGUGCGACAAUGCCAAUGGUGUAAGCAAGUCCAAGAUGUGCAUGACCAACGCACAUGUCCAGAUAAACUUGCACAUCUACUUGCUGAAAAAGAGGCUGCAGCAAAGGCAAAAAAGGCAGCAAAGUCAACAAAAGAUGUGGCGCAUUCACCUGAUACAAGUGCCUAGCCAAUAUUUACUUCUUUUACAUUUUCUUUUCCUGUUAUGGGUAACCGUUACAUACAAUGAGAUGUAAUGUCUUUUCAAAUUUUAAAAGUUUAUUUGCUACUCGAAUUAUCAAUCUUGAGUAAACACAAAUUAAUAUUUUUUGUUAUUAGCUUUUUG
Messenger RNA from Erigeron canadensis, 2610 nucleotides. RefSeq names its product protein FAR1-RELATED SEQUENCE 5-like. The coding region runs from base 1 to 2454 and encodes 817 amino acids. NCBI's taxonomy places the organism in Eukaryota, Viridiplantae, Streptophyta, Magnoliopsida, Asterales, Asteraceae. The transcript has 5 exons. The record is from RefSeq and is a predicted model, not a curated record. Gene Ontology annotation, molecular function: zinc ion binding. Gene Ontology annotation, biological process: regulation of DNA-templated transcription.